UUUUGUAGCUGUCUACUUUGGUGGAGUUGUCUAAUCCUAAUCUUCUGAUUUACUGUGUUGUUGUCAGUUUCACUUGUGUGGUGACAAUGUUGUGUUUAUUUGUGUUGACAAAUAUUUCAACUUAGAAUCUUGGCUGGACCACAAAACUUGCAGUUUGCUCUAUUUUCUCCACAAUACAAUUUUGUAUACAUUGUUUAUUUUGUCAUGAGUGAAAGAUGUUUACUAGAUGGAGUUUGUGUAUUUGUCCGAGAGAGAAAAUGUGGGCAGCUUGUGUUUUUAGGUUCAUUAGAAGGCAAAUAGUGUUAGGAAUAAUAUUUACUUUAUCCCUAACGUAUUGUAUUAUCAGCUUUUUAAGUGUGCCAGUUGACAACGAAGUUUACGAAAUAGACAUUCUGCCAGCCAGGAAACUCGACGACUCGUUUCUAUGGCACUCCAGUGAUGAAAACAACGGCACUGUCAAAGUGACCACAUGUCGGAACUCUGUGCAGGGCAAAGCUCUCAUCGUAGAUGAUAAAGGAUACGUCUGCAAUCGGCGCGAAAUCCUGGCGAAUGGAUGUUGUGACAGUUCCUUGGCGUCAGUACGACGUUACUCGUGUGACACCUGCAAGGACAACGGCUGCUGCAGCAUAUACGAGUACUGUAUCUCCUGCUGCCUGCACCCAGACAAGAAGAAUCUGCUACAAAACGUGCUGGGAAAGGCGCCGGAAACGUUUCGUGUGUUGUUCGCAUCGGUGACGGACCACUUUGAGCUGUGCCUGGCCAAGUGUCGCACCUCCUCGCAGUCUGUCCAACACGAGAACUCGUACAAGGACCCGAGAGCCAAGCACUGCUACGGUGACAGUCCACCCAGCACUGACAGUCUGGCUCUGUGAACACUACGACUCGUCUCGGUAACGAGGAGACUCAUCGAUGGGAUCAAGAUAGCUGCUGUGCUAGACAAAAUAUAAAGCUGUCAGAAUCCGGAAUUAUGAGGUAUAAUCAAACGUGUCUAUGAGAGUCAGGUAUUGUUAUUCCGACUGAUACGAAUGAUAUUUAAAAUAAAUUAGUCACUUCGAUCUUUGCUCAGACUGAUCGAUGCGUAACUAGACCAAACCAUUUCCUGUGACGAGUACACAGACCUAUUGUUUUUCGAUUUUAAACCGACUUUAGUUGGGAACAUGUAAAUAGUUAGAUUAGUUGUCUGGUAUUUAUUUACAUGUGUGUGUUACACAAACUAAUCUAACCCAUGUGUUUAAUCAGCUGGUAAGACAGUUCUCACAAAGGUAGACUGCCUGUCAAUCGUUAUUUUUUGUAAUUUUGGAUUGUUGAGAUUCUGUGAUAAUUCUCUAUCUUGAAAGCUGUUGAUUGUUUUAUUGAUCAAGAAAACUGAAAAGUUAAAUUUAACCCAUUGCGGAUCACGGCUCGUCACGCAGCGGCCGGACCUAACGGCACGAUGACGAGCUCAGGUCGCAAAAGCGAUCUGCUUUUAAGUUUCCCUCCAAAUAGUUCUAUUAGUGUCUGGUAGAUCGGCUGAUCGUCUUAACUUGUCAACUAAGAGUGUUUAACAACGGUCUAUGUUUAGAGU
Homalodisca vitripennis (glassy-winged sharpshooter) is the source of this 1564-nucleotide messenger RNA. RefSeq names its product SREBP regulating gene protein. Lineage: Eukaryota; Metazoa; Arthropoda; Insecta; Hemiptera; Cicadellidae. Gene Ontology annotation, biological process: positive regulation of SREBP signaling pathway. The record is from RefSeq and is a predicted model, not a curated record. The transcript is spliced from 4 exons. Bases 216 to 872 code for a protein of 218 amino acids.